Molecule: messenger RNA, 522 nt
Organism: Arabis nemorensis
Lineage: Eukaryota; Viridiplantae; Streptophyta; Magnoliopsida; Brassicales; Brassicaceae
Source: the annotation of a GenBank genome assembly
AUGGCUUCUUCACAAUGGACAAUACCAAAACUUGUCACUUGGAGAGUCAAAGAUUGGGCUUCUUGUUUCUUGGCUUCCAACAGUGUUUCCCCGACGUCGGCGUCUCAAAACCGGCGGUUGAGCUGGCCGCAGCCACCGGUCUCAGACGAAGCUGGCUUCAUUGUCUUCUGCUUCGACCGCGAAGAUGGAGGUUUCGAUGUUGUGAAAGAGGAGAAACAAAAGAAGAAAGAGGUCGAAUUGUCGCCGGAAAAGUCACCGAGGACGGUGAACCGUAAGCUUAUAUAUGGAGAUAAAGGAGUAGGAGGAAUAGAGAAGAAAAGCUCGCCGGAGGUUAAAGAGACAGAACAAGAUCAGAACGAUAACACUUCAUGUCAAGAAAAUGAAGAUGCCACUUCUAAUGUUCAUGAAGUAAUAUUGGGAGUAGAGUGGAUGGGGAGCCCUGUUCAGAUGCCUAAAUCCGAUGACUUGUCUCCCAAGAAACAAAAGCCAAUUGCUUUAGGGUUUCAAUGUUGUAGAUUCUGA